AGUGUUAAGGAUAUCGCGACCGGUGACACAAAACAAUAAAUAAACAAAUAAGCGACUAACAUGACGAAGGUAAAUUUCGAUUUCCGAACAUAAUAAAAAGCGAGAGUACUUCAAAAUAAAAGAUAGUCUAAUCACCUAAAAAUAAAAAUAAGGUCGUGGAAUGAUCGAGAGAAGCGAGACAAUGCGCGGCCUCGAAGAGGCAGAUAGAAUUUGACUUAAGUUCGCAUAACACGGUUUUUCUCGGUGGAGAGUAAAAAGUUUGUUGUUGUUAGAUCUUUGUGACACGAAUAAAUGCAGUGAAAUACAAUAUACUUUGCACCCUAAAUUAAUAUUUCCGGAUAAAAUAUCCUCUCCCGAUCCGCGAUAGUGGCGAAACAUUAAUUAUCGAACAAGCACGCGCCCCAAAAUAUUAUAUCUACAUAUAAUAUAUGAAAAAAUCUACAAACGGUUGAAUCAAUACUUAGAUGACUCGUGGUCGAUAAUACAGUGAAUCAUUUGUUCUUUACAUCAAUCUGUAAUUUAUUCUUUUUUCAUUAGUGUAAUAUCACAAGUCAUCAAUGCAGCAUUCAUAAAUAGUGAACAAAACGUUAAUGCGCGCUCAGUUAUUAUUCAUUUGGCUAACUGGUUUCAUUCGAUAAUAUAUAUACCAGAAGACUCUCAAAUUGUCCAUUUUCAUUCACUGUUUAGUGAAUUCACUUAUGGAUAGAAUAAAAUUGAUCGGAUUUAUGUGUUUGUUAUUGUUUUACGCUUGUCUUGAUAGGAAUGCAACCACCGAGUCAAACGAGUCCAAGAAAAGCAUAAUUCGACCUAAAUGGAACAACGCAGAAAUCAAUUCCGAUUUAAAUCUCAGCACUCCAGAGAUAAUUAAAAAAACGGGUUAUCCUUCGGAAACUCACGUUGUAACAACAAAAGAUGGCUAUAUUUUGACAUUACAUCGUAUCCCAGGUGAAAACGGCUCUCUACCUGUUUUACUAGUACACGGUGCUUUUAGCACUGACAUUGUUUGGAUCACUCUUGGCAAAGGCAAAGCACUCGCUUAUCUAUUAGCGGAUCAGGGAUACGAUGUUUGGUUGGGCAAUUUACGUGGUACUACUUAUUCGAGGGAGCACAUUUCCUUAUCAACAUCAGAAUGGAAAUACUGGGACUUUAGUUUUCACGAAAUGGGCAUCUAUGAUGUACCAGCGAUGAUUACAUAUAUUACGAAUAUGAGAUCACAACCAUUACACGCGUACAUUGGUCAUUCUCUGGGCACAUCUGGAUUUUACAUAAUGGCAACAGAGCGUCCAAAAAUUGCUAGAAAGGUGAAAAUGAUGGUCAGUUUCGGACCAGGAGCUUUUGCAGAUCAUAUGAGAAGUCCAACACGACUAAUACUUUAUUUGAUAAAUGAGAUUGAGCCAAUAUUGCGAUUAUUGUUCCAUGACGAAUUAAUCCCGCAAAGUGCUUAUAACAUACUAAAGACGUUAAUUGGUUGCAACCUGAAUUUUUAUUUUGCGGAGGUGUGCGCCAAUUUUCUCAUAUUUACUCCCAACGGUUACGACCCCGAGCAAUUAAAUUUAACUCAUCUGCCAUUUAUCGUAAGCCACUUACCCGCCGCCGUCUCGGUUAAGACUGUAGUGCACUAUGUUCAAGUAAUCCAAUCGGGUAAGACUCGUCAAUAUGACUACGGUCCAACGAAAAAUCUCAUGAUAUAUAAAUCGGUGGAACCUCCAGAGUAUAAUCUAUCGAGUAUCACGCUACCGAUGGCGAUAUACUACAGCAACAACGACUUGUUUGCAGAUCCCAUUGAUGUGAAGAGGUUGUACAAUUUACUACCCAACGUAAUAGAUAUGUACGAAGUGCCGCGGCCCAGUUUUAAUCACGCGGGCUUUAUUUGGGCUAAAGAUGCGCCAAAGCUUUUGUACGAAAGAGUUUUGAAGAUCAUGAAAGAAAAUUAUUCAAGCAGCAUUUUGUAACCACGAUAUGGGUAGGUCCUAAUCGGUGAAUCAGUGGAAUUGGCCAACAACCAACUUUUACGACACCAACUACCGAUUUGCUUACGACUGAUCAAUCAAACGCUUCACGUUUGAAAGAUGAGAAAAAUGGUAGAGUCACCGAUGUAUUAAGACUUACAUCUUACGACUUCUGACUACCGACUCAUUGUAGACCCGGCUUUAUCCUCGCGGAAGAGUCCGUAAUAAUCGAUCGACCGUAUGUCCUUCCACGAAAGAAUUUAUCGAUUGCUAUUUCGUAAUUGCAUCGUGCUGCAAUUACAAGAUAAUCGAAUGCAUUAGAAAAGACAUAAUAAUAUAGCCAUCUCGCGCGUUGCAAAUUGAAAGAGCAUAAUCGCGAAAUAGCAUAAUAUUUCAUGGAUGUUUGCAUAAUUUCCAUGUCGAAAUAGAAGACAAUAGCUAUAUAAAAAAAAAAAAUGA
Nylanderia fulva is the source of this 2408-nucleotide messenger RNA. RefSeq names its product lipase 1-like. Gene Ontology annotation, molecular function: hydrolase activity, acting on ester bonds. The record is from RefSeq and is a predicted model, not a curated record. Gene Ontology annotation, biological process: lipid metabolic process. Lineage: Eukaryota; Metazoa; Arthropoda; Insecta; Hymenoptera; Formicidae.